AUGAGUACAAGCGAGGCCCUUAAGAAGAUAAAAAACAAACAAAGAAGGCAGAAAGUGUAUGGGGACAUAAAACGACAAAAAGAUAAAGAACGACACAAGUUAAGAGCUGAACGAGCUCGGGAAGAAAGACUGAAUCCCGAGUUAAGAGAAGAAAGAAUCGCGGCAAAUGUACCAGAUACGAUAGAUUCCAAGAGAAUAUAUGAUGAAACCAUAGCCUCACAAGUUGAAGGGAACGAUGAGUUUGCUCAAUAUUUUGAGAAUCUCUCAUCAGAUCCCAAAAUUUUGGUGACAACCAAUAUAAAUGCCAAGAAAGCAGCUUAUGAGUUUGCCGACAUGUUGAUGGAUUUCUUACCCAAUGCUACAUUUAUCAAGCGUAAAAGGGAUUACAAAAUUCCCGAGAUUGCUCAAUUUUGCUCGAAUAGGAAUUAUACUUUGUUGGUGGUUAUAAAUGAAGAUAAGAAGAAGGUUACGGGAUUAACAAUGAUUAAUUUACCUCAAGGACCUACUUUCUACUUUUCAAUAAGCUCGAUAGUGGACGGCAAAAGAAUCCAAGGUCAUGGUCGGGCAACUGAUCAUAUACCGGAGCUUGUACUUAAUAACUUUAAUACCAGGCUUGGUAAAACUGUUGGUCGAUUAUUCCAAUCCGUGUUUCCACAUAAACCGGAAUUGCAAGGACGCCAAGUGAUAACUUUGCAUAACCAAAGAGACUAUAUAUUUUUGAGAAGACAUCGGUAUGUUUUUAGGAAUGAAGAGAAGGUGGGGUUGCAGGAGUUGGGACCACAGUUUACUAUGAAGUUGAGGAGAAUGCAAAAGGGUAUCAAAGGUGAUAUAGUUUGGGAGUUUAGGCCAGAUAUGGAGAGGGAUAAAAAGAAGUUUUAUCUUUAG
Messenger RNA from Lodderomyces oxycetoniae, 885 nucleotides. It is a transcript of the gene RPF1, whose product is annotated as rRNA-binding ribosome biosynthesis protein. Gene Ontology annotation, cellular component: preribosome, large subunit precursor; nucleolus. Gene Ontology annotation, biological process: maturation of LSU-rRNA; maturation of 5.8S rRNA. The record is from RefSeq and is a predicted model, not a curated record. Gene Ontology annotation, molecular function: rRNA primary transcript binding. Lineage: Eukaryota; Fungi; Ascomycota; Pichiomycetes; Serinales; Debaryomycetaceae. The transcript has a single exon. Bases 1 to 885 code for a protein of 294 amino acids.